Iphiclides podalirius (scarce swallowtail) is the source of this 3018-nucleotide messenger RNA. NCBI's taxonomy places the organism in Eukaryota, Metazoa, Arthropoda, Insecta, Lepidoptera, Papilionidae. The record is from the annotation of a GenBank genome assembly.
AUGGUGACUUGCGAUAACGAGGGUUCAUCUCACGGCGGAUUUCACUUGGGCGCCCGCGAAGAUGAUUCGCGUCGACCACAUGCGCCCAGUGUGUCCUCCCUGUCCCUUUACAAGCAGAAGAUUGACGCGUUGUUUGACGACAAUCGAUCCAUCACUAGCUUGCCUCAGUACGGGCCGACGCCAGACGCAGCGAGGAGGGAUAGCAAGGUGAGUUUAACGCACGAAGGCAAAGCAACUAUAUACGAAGAUGAGAACGGUUAUUGCCAAACGAGGAUCAAAAAGAUCAAUAACACGGUGCAGGACCGUAUAGAGAAGAUGUUCGCAGACAUGGCUGGUGAGCCCAGACAAACCACAGACAGUAUCGGUGUCCACAUAUUUAGCGUACAUUACCUAGGCUCGACCCCGUUACAGAGCAAAGUCACCAGCCUAUCCGGACUACAGACGCCGCUUAAAGAUUUAUAUUUCGCCUAUAGGAGAAAUUUUCGUCAGAAGGGUUCGUUGACGGGUCGAUUAGAAAUAUCUAAUAGCGGUUUAAAAGUAAGGUAUAAAGGCGAAAAAGGAGACUUGGAACAACUGAACCCGUUCCCAACGAUAGCUGUCUGGUCAGCAGUAAAAUUUGUUGUUCAGCCUUCUGAGGACGAGAAGAAUGAUUUAAGUUACGCUUUUGUCCCUCUCAUCACUGAUCCGGAUAACAUCGAUCGGCAUGCAUUGUUUAAAACAUUAGAAUCGACAGAUAAGAAGUACAUCCUCUCCCACAACGAGAAUUCGCAUUCACCUCUUUUCGCUGUAGUGAUGAGGAAGAUUGGAGUUGCCAAGCAGCUGGAGUGUCAUGGGUUUGUAUGUCAGACGACAGAGGACGCUAUUGUGAUAGCAGCCACGUUAUACAAAUCUCUUAUGUCACAUAUGAGUCGGCAGGGGCACGCUGAUAAGAAUAAGCUGAAAAACCGUAAUGGAGUUAGUUGUAUGAGUGUUGCCAGCAGUCUACCGGGGCACGAAAUCCCUGUGCGACCGCCGCGCAAGAAGCGAAGUACGUCCUCUCUGAGUGGGGACAGCGAUAGGGCUGAUGGCUUUUCCGCGAGCGAGUCAUUUAGCGAGAAACCAAAACAAGAUAGGACCGCAAAGCUGCCAGAUAGUGUAUCGAUAUUUACUUCACUACCGGUGCACCAGUACGAAUCGAAAAGGAUAACGGUAGAGGAGGUUAAGGCUAAAUUGGACUCGAUAAAACACGACACAAGCGGCAGCGAUACGCAGGAGACGAAAAAGCCCUUUACGAAAGACAAUAUCGGUUCGAGCCAUAUCCAGAAUUUGCCGAUACCACAAAGCAGCACCGAAUCAUCGGUGCGAAGUAAAGUUUCAGAAAAGAUCGAACUAUUCAGAGAGCUGGAGAGACGAAAAAGUAUACAGAGGCCACCGAUUUUACCUCCACCUAUUCCGUUGAAACCGCAACAACCUCCGCCGGAUCCCCCCAAGGAAACAUUAAGAAGAACACAAAGCGGAAGAAAAUCAUUAAAUGAAUCUGGAGACAUUCUGACAAAAGUGGCCAUACCUCGGUCGGGCAGUUUCUUAAAUGCUGGUGGGCUGACCCGCUAUAAGUCUAUUGGACAUAGAAACAACGGUAAAAAAGGAGGCGGCUCACCAUUAGGUUUUAAUGAAUUGUUCAAUGAGUUCAAAGUGCAGGAGAACUUACAUUCGAUGGAUGAAAUACUGAAUGCCAUAAUAGACCCAGAAGGGAUGUCUUUUAAUGAUCUAAAGCCGAUUUAUAAAGAGUUUCUUUUAAAGUUAGCGGUUACAUUAACAAAAGACGAAAUAUUUCAACACAGCAAAGCCAUAAUGAAAAAGCAAAAGAAGAAGAUCUUGAGGCGCAACAGCACCUUCCAGAACAAAAGAAGGAAGAUUUUCAAAGGAGCUAGUGGAUUGAGAAUGGUUUUUAGACUGCCUUUUGGUAAAGAUUCGCGUAAAAAAGAUGCUAAGAAGCAAUUGAGCACAAUAGAUAUAGACACAGAAAACAAGGAGCCGGUAUCAGAAAGUUCAGUAUCGACGUCCAGUUAUGAUUUGAGGCAGUUUCGACCGAAAGAGCCGCCAGCGAUGCCGCAGACUAAAAGGCAAACGAUGAGACAUAGGAAGAGGUCCGACAAAGUUGUGCACGUCUCAAAGAGGAACGGAAAAGUAUCGAGGCCCGGCGAAAGGACGUCCACUUCCGAGGACUCGGACUUUCUGACGCUCAGCAAUCGGCUCGGUUGCCAAAACCGCAACAGCUCAAGCGGCUACGUGUCUUGUUCGGAAUGCGAAUCGGAAAGUUGCGUGGAUCGCUGCUACUGCUCGCUGAAAGGCGACAACAAAUCCAAAUGCUACUGCAAACCGGUUGACGUCGACAAGGACUCGCCGAAGUCACGACUAAUAAGUAAAAGCUGUAAAGACUGUUCCAAGGAGGUGUACGACGGCGAUUACAGCUACUGCUCGUGCGAUUCGGAGAGUUGUGCCGACAGCAACAAGUGCUACUGCACGAGCCCUCGCCGGCCGGCCGUGCAGAGCUCCCAGAGCCUAGAGCACCUGCGGAGCCCCUCCCACAGGACGUACUCGGACCGAAUGAAGCGCGCCUUCGACGACUACGACACUAAAGGGACGAGAGCGAGAUCCAGCGCGGCGUCGAGCAGACGUCAGGAGCGGAGCCGGAGGGCGCGCAGCUCCGACAGCCUCGCCCUGGACUAUGAGCUGCUGCUGCAGAACAAGGCGCGCGACACCAGGGCGCGGAACAUGCAGCGGUUGACCGUCCGGAGCACCGGCGCGGGCUCCCACGACGCGCUGAGCGUGAAAAAGUCCGCAGAGAUGGCGGCACUCUUCGCCGACGUGCGCCUCUCGCAGAGGACGGAUGUGCGCUCUUUGGCGGGGGGGCGAAGGGCCAGGCCUCCGCCCCUGCCGCCUUCGCCGCCCAGGGCCGCGCCCCAACUGGCCCGCAUGUUCGACCAUCUGCCGCUGAGCAGGAACGCCAGUCUCGAGGACACUUUGGGAUAUCUGCCG